Molecule: messenger RNA, 1303 nt
Organism: Durusdinium trenchii
Lineage: Eukaryota; Dinophyceae; Suessiales; Symbiodiniaceae
Source: the annotation of a GenBank genome assembly
GUCAAGAAUGGACCUGGGACAAGAAGUGGGCAUGGCUCAAAAGUUUGUAUUCGAUUCUGUUGAAGCUUCCAGGUAUCAUUCCCUAUUUUGAGCAGUAGAAAGGGCAUCGCUACUAGUAACAAGGGCAUUACGGCAUUACUACUAGUAGCAAGAAGCUACGCACGGUGGAGGCCAUUGCUAUUAGGUUGGAGGCCAUGAUUCCUAGUAACAAGACGCGAGCCAUGGAUAUUUUUGCUAAGUUGGAUGCUCUUUGAGAGCUGAGACGCUUUGCCCUGGUUGUGGUCCAUGAAGCCAACAGUGUGAGCAUGCGACGCGGCGAUGAGCCAAAGCAAAAGCCAACUCUGUGGGCAAAGAACAUGGAUACAUGAUGCAGAAACACUCCAAGACUAAGCCCGACAGCCUAUCUAUAUCUAUCUAUCAUUGUCUAUCUAGUUGUACGACAGCGUGUGAUAUGCUCUCAAUGGCUGCAUCUCAGGAGACAACUAGAGCAAUUCGGCAAGAAGGUAGUUCAACAGUCGGACUAGUUGCAUUGGGUAUUUUCAAGCUUCAACGUGCCAACAGCCAAUGCGCUGAUGAUGAAGCAUACACCGAUGACUUUCUGGAUCAUUUCCUUGAUGGAUUCUUACUGUCCCGUAUCGGGAGCAACAUGCUCCUGGAUCAGUACUUUGCCCGGGCGCCCAAAGAAGCAGGUGGUCUGGCAAGGAAGACGGGGAUUAUCUCGCCGCGUUGCGAUGCGGUGGCCCUUUGCAAACAAGCUGCUGACUAUGCGUCGCGCAUUUGCCAAAUGCACACUGGCCAGCUUCCCGUGGUCCUCUAUGACAACUAUGAGGCAGGGAAGGGUGCGUGCCAAGCUGACUCACCGUGCUACUUCAGCUACAUUCCUGGCUAUUUGCGCUACAUCAUGGUUGAGUUGCUGAAGAACAGCUUCAAGGCAACCUUGAUGGGAGCGACAGCUGCAGAGAUUGCAGAGCGACCCAUUCACAUCUUGAUCUGUCGGGACGAGUGCCAUGUGGCCAUCCGCGUGAGCGACCGUGCCGGAGGGAUCCCAUCACAUGUGGGGGAGCGCAUUUGGUCCUACUUGUACGGAGCCGCUGCGCGCGGCUCGGAUGAUUGCUCUGCGACCCCCCUUGUCGGGCUACGGCGUCGGCUGCUUGACAGCAAACAAGUGACAUCAGCGGUGGUGCGUCCAACACCAGGAAAAUCAAGACAAACCCUCUUUCACAUGGUCUGUGGGUGUUGGCGCUGGGUUGAACCGGCAUGGGGGCACCUGCGCAUCGGAUUCACCUCAGCUGAUGUGGAGUGA